GUUCUCUUGUCCUUUGGCGAGGAUUCUCCAAGGCGUCUCAACACAUGGGCCGGCUCAGAAACGCCAAGAUCCACGUGGAGAGAGCUAUCAAGCAGAAGAAGAUUUUCAUGAUCCAAGGCUGCUACCCUGUGAUCCGGUGGCUUUUGCGCCGGAGGGGCUGGGUGGAGAAGAAGAUGGUCCAUCACUUGGGUACCACGCUGCCACCACCACACAAGGAUCUGGGUGACAGUGACACCACUGAGGAUGAGGACGAAGAUGAGGAUGAAGCAUUCCGGCUACCACAGCUGUUCGACUUCGAUGAUUUACUGGAAUUUGAUGACCUGCAUGGGACGCAUGCUCUGAUGUCGCGCAUGGUUCGGAACGAGAUCCCCUACUUCAUCUGGACCACUCGGCGGAACAUGCUGGACUGUCGCUUCCUCUCCAAGGAUCAAAUGAUAAACCACUAUGCCCAGGCGGGCUCCUUUACCACAAAGGUGGGUCUGUGUCUCAAUCUCCGGAAUUUGCCGUGGUUUGACGAGGCCGAUGCCGACUCCUUCUUCCCGCGCUGCUACCGCCUGGGGGCUGAGGAUGACAAAAAGGCCUUCAUAGAGGACUUCUGGCUGACAGCUGCCCGCAACGUUCUCAAGCUGGUGGUAAAGUCAGAAUGGAAGUCAUACUCUAUCCAAGCAGAAGAGGCAGCGGCCCCAGGAGACAAGCAGCCCAAGAAACAAGAGAAAAAGCCGGUGACGGUGUCCCCAGAGUUUGUGGAUGAGGCUCUGUGUGCCUGCGAGGAGCACCUUAACAACGUGGCCCACGUGGACAUUGACAAGGACAUGGAGGCCCCGCUCUACCUGAGCCCUGAGGGCUGGUCCCACUUCCUCCAGCGCUACUAUCAAGUGGUCCACGAGGGGGCAGAACUCAGGUACCUCGACACUCAGGUCCAGCGCUGUGAGGACAUCCUGCAGCAGCUGCGGGCCGUGGUGCCCCAGAUGGACAUGGAAGGAGAUCGCAACAUCUGGAUCGUGAAGCCGGGAGCCAAGUCCCGUGGACGAGGCAUCAUGUGCAUGGACCACCUAGAGGAGAUGCUGAAGCUGGUGGAUGGCAAUCCUAUGAUGAUGAAGGACGGCAAGUGGGUGGUGCAGAAGUAUAUUGAGCAGCCCCUGCUCAUCUUUGGCACCAAGUUUGAUCUGAGACAGUGGUUCCUGGUGACCGACUGGAACCCGCUUACUGUGUGGUUCUACCGCGACAGCUACAUCCGCUUCUCCACACAGCCCUUCUCCUUGAAGAACCUGGACAACUCCGUGCACCUGUGCAACAACUCCAUCCAGAAGCACCUGGAGAAUUCGUGCCACCGACACCCACUGCUGCCCUCAGAUAACAUGUGGUCAAGCCAGAAGUUCCAGGCCCACCUGCAGGAGAUGGGGGCCCCGAACGCCUGGUCCACCAUCAUCGUGCCUGGCAUGAAGGCUGCGGUGAUCCACGCCCUGCAGACCUCCCAGGACACCGUGCAGUGUCGGAAGGCCAGCUUCGAGCUCUAUGGCGCUGACUUUGUGUUCGGUGAGGACUUCCAGCCCUGGCUGAUCGAGAUCAACGCCAGCCCCACCAUGGCACCCUCCACGGCUGUCACCGCCCGGCUCUGUGCCGGCGUACAGGCCGACACCCUGCGCGUGGUCAUCGACCAGCGGCUGGACCGCAGCUGUGACACGGGGGCCUUCGAGCUCAUCUACAAACAGCCUGCCGUGGAGGUGCCCCAGUAUGUGGGUAUCCGGCUCCUAGUAGAGGGCUCCACCAUCAAGAAGCCCUUGGCGAUGUGUCACCGGCAAAUAGAAGCCCGCCCAGCCCUCCCUCACCUGCUGACCCAGCGAGGCUCUGGGGAAGGCAAGGACUCGGGAACCCUUACCCACAGGUCAGCUUCUAGGAAAGUUGCUGGGGCCAGGAGCCUGGGGCACACUGAGAAGCCAGACUCCGCUGCCACCACCUCGGCCCCUGGAAAGGGGAAGAAAGGCAAGGCGAAAAGUGCCACAGCCCUGGUCCGCCCCAGUCUCCGGAAGUGGGACCCCCCGCAGCACGAUGAUGGGCUGCAUUUUCACCAUGACCUUUGCUAGUGGGGACAGGCAUCCCCACCCCUUGAACAGAUUGCCAUUGAGUCUGAAGAACCCCCGGGCCCUGGGUAAGACCAUUCCCCCAAAACACCCCAGGGUCUCAAGGCAAUUUCUUCCUGCUCUCCAAGCCCCUCCUAACCACCUGGAUCUGUCCCCACCCAAGAGCCACCGGUAGUAAGUAAAAGCCACCAUUUACAAAGUAUUUUUAAAAAACACACAGCCAAAUGAGUAUUGUCCCCUCCAAAGCAGUCACUCAGCCAGGCAGUUGUGCUCAUUUCAAAGAUGCCAGGUCUCAGUCCCAGGUUGAGCUCUCUCCAGACCCCAAGCUUUUCCUGCUGCAGUAUUCUGUCUUUGCCUCCAUGCAAAGUCACCUUGUGGAAAGGAACUAAUAUUUGUACAGCACUUAACAGUUUACACCGUGUUGAUACCUGACCAGCUCUUUUAGUCCUCACAACCUAGCGAGGUAGGUGCUAUUAUCCCCAUUUUCCAGCUGAGGUAUCAGGAAGUUUAAGGAAGUUGCCCGAGGUUGCACAGCUCAGAAGGGGCAGAGCUGGG
Messenger RNA from Aethalodelphis obliquidens (Pacific white-sided dolphin), 2636 nucleotides. RefSeq names its product tubulin tyrosine ligase like 3 (gene TTLL3). Gene Ontology annotation, biological process: Arp2/3 complex-mediated actin nucleation; cilium movement; cilium assembly. The record is from RefSeq and is a predicted model, not a curated record. Bases 45 to 2084 code for a protein of 679 amino acids. Lineage: Eukaryota; Metazoa; Chordata; Mammalia; Artiodactyla; Delphinidae. Gene Ontology annotation, molecular function: actin filament binding; protein-glycine ligase activity, initiating. The transcript is spliced from 11 exons. Gene Ontology annotation, cellular component: actin cytoskeleton; Arp2/3 protein complex; microtubule cytoskeleton.